This is a messenger RNA of Xenopus tropicalis (tropical clawed frog), 9400 nucleotides long. RefSeq names its product CAP-Gly domain containing linker protein 1 (gene clip1). Bases 310 to 7443 code for a protein of 2377 amino acids. The record is from RefSeq and is a predicted model, not a curated record. Lineage: Eukaryota; Metazoa; Chordata; Amphibia; Anura; Pipidae. Gene Ontology annotation, cellular component: cytoskeleton; microtubule cytoskeleton. The transcript has 28 exons.
AGCCAGACUGCUACCUCCGCAUUCCUUCUCUUUCCUGUCAGGCAAUGCCGUCACACGGCCCGCCCCCUCUCCUGCCCUGGGAAGGUGACGCGCUCAGGCGCGCUCCCGGCUCAGCUGCUGUUGCUGAAUGCCCGCGCUGUGCUAGGUGACCGGUCGCUGGAGCACGGGGAACGGGGCGAGUGGCUGCUGUUGUUGCGAGAGCGCUGAGGGGAAGUUAACUUUGGAUCUUCUGAAGGAAGCAGACACCGUGGAACCAAUGGUUACAAAAAGAUAGCAAUUUGUGGGAGAUUGUAGCUUUUCAAUAAAAGAAUGAGUUCCCUGAAACCUAGUGGGCUUAAGGCUCCUUCCAGAAUAGCAAAACCUGGAACAGCUGCUGCUAAAUCAUCUGCUGUCACUGCCCCAACUGUAAAAACAGCAGAGAAACCAGCCUCUACCGCCCCUUCAGAGACAGCAGAAGAGUUUGUGGAUGACUUUCGUGUUGGAGAGAAGGUUUGGGUAAAUGGUAAUAAACCUGGCUUCAUUCAGUUCCUUGGUGAGACUCAGUUUGCUCCUGGACAGUGGGCAGGAAUAGUUUUGGAUGAGGUGAUUGGGAAAAAUGACGGUGCUGUGGCUGGAGUUAGAUACUUCCAAUGUGAAGCCUUAAGAGGAAUAUUCACAAGGCCAUCAAAACUAUCGCGAAAACCACUGGAAGAAGAGAGCAACGGUACCCAAACUGCUCCUAUUUCUAGAGCUACCUCUCCUACCUCUCUGUCAUGCACAAAUGUAUCUCCAGUUGUAACGACUGCUCCAACCUCAGCAUUGACACCACUGAAAACCUCUACACCACCUGCAAAGGAAUCCUCUACCCCAGCCCAAUUAAGCAAUCUAACCAGAACAACAAGUGAAUCCAUAUCGAACCUGUCUGAAACGGGAUCUGUGAAAAAAGGGGAAAGAGAGCUUAAGUUAGGCGACAGAGUCUUGGUAAGCGGAUCGAAAGCUGGAGUUAUUCGUUUUCUGGGAGAGACAGAUUUUGCCAAAGGAGAAUGGUGUGGAGUUGAAUUAGAUGAGCCUUUGGGAAAAAAUGAUGGAGCAGUGGCAGGCACAAGGUAUUUUCAGUGCCAGCCAAAGUAUGGCUUGUUUGCACCUGUGCAUAAAGUUACACGGAUUGGGUUUCCAUCAACCACUCCAGCUAAAGCAAAAACCUCCGUAAGAAAAAUUGCUACCACACCUGCUACCCCAGCUUCACUGAAACGCAGCCCCAGUGCUUCUUCCAUAAGUUCCCUGAGCUCAAUCUCCUCUUCUGUGAGCAACAAACCAAGUCGCACAGGGCUGUUAACAGAAACAUCAUCCCGAUAUGCAAGAAAAAUUUCUGGCACAACAGCUCUUCAAGAAGCUCUGAAAGAAAAACAGCAACAUAUUGAACAACUUCUGGCUGAAAGGGACAUGGAGAGAGCUGAGGUAGCCAAAGCCACAAGUCAAGUAGGAGAAGUCGAACAGGAGUUAGCAGUGAUACGCCAUGGACACGAUCAGUAUGUGGUAGAAAUGGAAGCAAAAAUGGAUCAGUUGCGUGCUUUGGUAGAAGCAGCUGACAGAGAAAAGGUUGAACUUCUAAACCAGCUGGAAGAGGAGAAAAGGAAAGUUGAGGAUCUUCAGUUCCGUGUUGAAGAAGAGUCUAUCACAAAGGGUGAUUUAGAGACGCAGACCAAACUGGAGCAUGCCCGCAUUAAGGAGCUUGAACAGAGCCUGCUCUUUGAAAAGACCAAAGCUGACAAACUUCAGAGAGAGUUAGAAGAUACUAGGGCCAAAACUCGGCCAGUAUCCCUAAAAGUGGCAACAGUUUCUGAAAAAUCUCGCAUAAUGGAUUUAGAAAAAGAUUUGUCUCUAAAAACCAAAGAAGUUGUGGACUUACGCCAAAGACUUUUACAGUGUGACAAGCAAGCUGGUAAUGUUGAUACAUCACUUUCUCUACUGCAAGAAGUCAAUUCUUUACAAGAGAGAAUUGCUACGAUAUCUAAAGAACACAACCAUGAACUUGAGUCUCUCAAGAACAAACUGAAAAACACAGAAGAGAACCAUGAGAAGGAUUUAGGAGCAUUGAAAAUGUCUACAGAGAAGAUAUCUAAAGAGAAUGAAACACUGAAAGUAAAGUUGAACCAUGCAAACAAGGAGAAUUCAGAUGUAAUUGAGCUUUGGAAGUCAAAAUUAGAAAGUGCAAUUACUUCACAUCAGAAGGCAAUGGAAGAAUUAACUCUUUCUUUCAGUAAAGGCAACAGUGCAGAAAAUUCCGCAUUGAUUGAGUUAAAGGCUCAAAUAGAAAAUGUAAAAAUAGAACACCAAAAAGAGAUGGAGAGACAGAAGGGUGCACAAGAUACUGACCUUGCUGGCUAUCUAAAGCAAAUAGAAGAGCUGAAGGCUAAACUUCAGGAAUUUAAUGAAGAAAAAGAAAUGGAGCUAGAGACCAUGAAAUCAAAGUUGGAAACUGCAGAAGAGCAACAUCUUAUUGAAAUGGAAGACACUUUAAACAAGCUCCAUGAAAGUGAAAUUAAGGUAAAGGAACUGGAGGUUUUGCAAGGCAAAUGCAAAGAGCAAAGUGAGACAAUUGAUAGGUUAACAACUCAAAUGAAAUCUGCAGAGGAUACUCUUGUGAAUUUUGAUUCAGUGCAGAAGGCAGAGUCUGAAGGUAAAAUGGAAAUCAUGAGAUACCAAGAGAACCUUAAGGCAGCUGAAGUUAAAAUUAAGAGUCUUGAGGCUGAGAAUAGUGCAGAAACUAGCAAGGCAAAUGAUUUGGCUAAGGAGUUGCUGGAACAAAAAGAAAUGCUUUCCCUCUCUGAGCAGAAAAUAAGUUCAUUUGUUCAGAUAAAGGAAUCAUGGGAGAAAGAAAUGGAGGACUUGAAAAAGGGACUUAAUAACUCUUCGGAAAAUGCAAAUCUUGUUACAAAAACUUUGCAAGAAACUGUCAAUAAGUUGGAGCAGAAAGAAAAGCAGUAUGAGGAAAUUUCCAAAAAGUUGGAUAUCCUAAAGCCGCGCUGUGUUUCUCUGGAGAAAAUGUUAAAGGAGUCCGAAGAGAAGGAACAAAAUUUCCUUUCCACCAAAACUAAACUAGAGAAACAAAUAUCUGAAAUGAUCCAGUCUUCUGGUGAUAGCUCUGCUCAGUUGACAAAGUUAAAUGAGGAGCUGCAAUCUAGGGAAAGAAAUUUAGAUGACCUUCGUUUAGAACUUUCAAAAGCACGUGAUCUGGUACAUGAACUAGAGGAAAAGAUUGCUCUUAUGCAGUCUGAAGCUGAAAGAAACAAUGAGAAGGCACAGAAAUCUCACCAGGAGGAGGUGGAGAAAAUUGCUUCCCAAAUUGGAGAUCUGAAACUAAAAAUCGAAAAGAACCAGACUGAAAAUAAAGAACUUCAGGAAAGUCAUAAUAAAAUAAUGGUUGACUUGGAUGUCCAGCACCAAGCGCUGGUCACCACACUUAAGCAAAGUAUACAAGAAAAAGAGGAGUUGUGGAAAACAGCCCAAGCCACAAUAAGUGAUAUGAAAGGACAAAUGGAGGAUCUGAAACAGGAAGCUGAACAAAUCAAGUCUUUAACCUGUGUGUUAGAAUCUACAAGAAAUGAAUUUGAACUAAUAUCUGAAGAAAUGAGGGUUUUGAAAUUGGAAAGAGACAAACUGGCCCAAGAGACCAGUACUUUAAAGCAAGGGGAGGAGUCUUUGCAUUUAAAACAUUUAGAGUAUGAAUCCAGUAUCAAGACAUUGCAGCAGGAACAAAAUCAGUUAUUUUCAAUGAAUGAAGAGCUUAAACUUGAGAAUAACAGCUUACUCAUAAAAAUGAAAGAACUUGAAAAUAAGAACUGUUCCCUUAAUGAUGGAAAUGAAACAUUGGCUUCUGAUAAAGAAAAACUGUGCUAUGAACUGGAUAAUGCAAAGCAAGAGCUUUUGAAGGUAACUAUGGACAAUGAAGACUUACAAGCUGCUGUGGCCAAAAUGGAUGCUGAUCUGAAAGAGCUUCAAAGAAGCAGAGAUUUGUUGGUUACACAAAAUGAGGAUCUUCAAAACCAAAAGCUAGAAUUGCAGGAUUAUCAGAAAACUCAGACAGAAGAAAAAAUAACUCUUGCAAGAGAAAAAGAUGAAAUCAUUGAAAUGCUUAAAAACACAGGAGAAGAAAUGUUGAACAAGCAUAAACAUUUGACAGAUGAGAUCAGUAGUUUACAAAUAGAAAAAGAAUCUGCUGUAGGAAAACAUUUGGAACUUGAAAGCAACUUAAAUGCUUUAAUUAGUGAGAGAGACAACCUGCUAAAAGCCACAACAGAAAUUAAGAUUGAAAGAGAAGGUCUGAUGCUCAAGCAAAAUGAGUUGAAUACACUGAUUGAAAAUCUGCAUCAAGAAAAGGAAAAGUUAGCACUGGAAAGGAACUCUAAAGAAGAAGAGCUUAUUGCAGUUACAUCACAGCUUGAAAAGUUACUUCAAGAAAAUGCAGCCCUUUUGAACAGUAAAGAUGCCUUGACUUUAAUGUGUGCUGCAGUUGAAAGAGAAAAGCAACAGUUGGAAGAGUGUCAACAUCAACUUAUAGAUGAAAAAAUGUUACUUGCCAAGGAAAAAGAUGAUAUCAUAAAAGCUCUUAAGGAAUCUCAAGAGGAAACUUCAACUGAACAGAAAAACCUUGUUAAUGAAUUAGCUGGGCUAAGAAGUGAAAAUGAGAUAAUUACAGGAAAACUAAUACAACACGAAAAUAGGGUAUCUGUUUUAGUUAAGGAACAAGAGGAAUUGAUGAAAACAACCAAAGAACUAUCCUCUCAAAGGGACGAACUUUUGUUAAAAGAUAAAGAAUCAAAUUUAAGAAUUAGUGACUUGCUUCAAGAAAAAGAGCAAAUUAAUCACAAGUUUAGUGAAUUAACAGCAGAACUGUCCUCUUUUAAAAAACAACUUGUGAAGUCAACAAAAGAUAACGAAGAACUCAAAAACUCCAAGGAAACUCUAUGCAACUUGCUUGAAGAAAUCAAGACAAGUAGAAGUGUUACUGACUCUGAACGUGUUAGUUUAUUGCAAGAAAAAGAAGAAAUGAGUGCAUCCCAAAGAAAAUUAUUAGCUGAGAAAGAUGAUCUUCUAAAACAAAUUGAAGAAAUUACCACCAUUUCAAAAGUGUCAUUAGAACAGGCCAUACUAUGUCAGAAUGAAAUGAAGGAAGAGAUAAAUAACAUAAAAAAUGAUAAAAUAUUAAUAUCUGCACAACUAGUAGAGUUAGAAAAUAAACUUAAAUCCGUUUCUGAAAAGCGAUCUGUAUUAAGGGAGAAUAAUAAUGAACUUUUAUCCAAAGAACAGUCACUAAUUAAGGAGCUUAUUGAUCUAAAGAAUGAAUAUGAGAUUUUAAAUUCAUCAAACUCAUCGUUGGCUCAGGAAAAGAAAAGUCUCACAGAGGAACUUGCCUCCCUAAAUGUUCGAAUCAAUGAAACAGCAAAAUGUGUUGAUGAACUGACAAAAAUGAAAGAAAAUAUUUCAGAGUCUCUGGAACAAACUCUGAAAGAGAAAUCUGAUUUGGAAUCUGAGAUCACCAGUAUAUUGCAAGAAAAGAACUCUUUGAUGGAGGAUUAUAAAAAGUGUUGUUUAAACAAGGAGAUGGUGUUAAAAGAUAAAGAUGAAUUGCAAAUCAAAUUUCAGGAGCUUCAUAUAGGUUAUAAGGGUUUUGAGCAAAGGUUAACAGAAGAAAGAGAAACAUUUGCAAAUGAAAAAGAAUCCCUUCUUUUGAAAAAUGAGGAUCUUCAAAAAAUCCUGGACAUGGUAACCGAAGAAAAGGAACAGGCAUUAUUAAUGCAUAAAGAGGUCCUCACUGAGCAGCAUAAACUUGUAGAGCAGAAGGAGAAUAUUGAAAAUAAUAUGCACACACUUAGCAGAGAAAAUGAAAGUUUACAAGCUAAGAAUCAAUUCCAUUUAUCUAACAUUAAAGAACUUCAAAGUAAUGUUGAAUCAUUAACUAAAUCAAAAUUAGAUCUCCAGGACUCAUAUAACAGUAUAUUAAAGACACUGGAAGAUCUCCGAUGUGUCCAUGAAGCUAAAAAUGCAGAGCUGGAGAACUUGGUUCGUGAAAAGUGUGAAUUAAUAUUAGCUCAAGAAAACCUGAUGGCAUCUAAUAGAAGUAUUUUAAAAGAAAAGGAAACUCUUGCCAAGGAUUGUGAAAAAUUGUCCGAAGAAUCUGUUAUAUUAACUAAAAAGAAUGACGAAGUCUCAGCAAAGACUCAGCAGCUCAGUAACCAAUGCCAGGCUUUGCUUAAUGAAAAGGAAGAACUGUUAGAGAAAUGCAAUAAACUCCAGACUCUUCACAACACCACUGAAGCAAAAAAAGAUGAGGUGUGUCAGAUGGCAGAAGAAUCUCUCCAGAUAGUUGAAAAAAUUACUGCUGAAAAAAACAAGCUUGUGAAAGAAAAGGAGGAAUCUGUAAAUGCAAUGGAUUCACUAAAGAUGCUUAAUCAGAAAUUGCAAAAUGAUCUGAAGGAUCUCUCAAAAGAACAUAAUACAGUUAGUGAAGAGAACACUCGGAAUGUCGAACUUGUAAAAUCAGAAUGCCUGAAAACAGAAACACUCAGGAAGGAAAUGGAAGAACUGAGGCUGUUGGCUGAGCAGAAGUCCCAGCAGUUAGCAGCUCUACAAGAGGAAAACCUCAAACUUGCCGAGGAGCUGGGAAAGAGCAAGGAGGAGGUCACAACUAACCAGAAGCUUGAAGAGGAAAGAUCAGUAUUAAAUAAUCAACUGCUAGAAAUGAAAAAGAGCCUGCCCAGUAACACUAUAAGAGAAUCUUUAAGAAAGAAAGAGUUUAACGAAGAGAAGGCUUCGCUACAGAAAUCUCUCAGCGCUACAAGUGCCUCGAUCACUGAAAAGGACAAAGAGCUUGAAAGACUGAGAAAUGAGGUUGCAGAACUACGGGAAAAGAACGAGUCUGCACGAUCUCUGCAAUCUGCAGUGAGAUCCUUGGAAUCUGAAAAAAUAAAUCUGGAGAAAAGGGUGAAAAACUUGGAAAAGGAACUUAAUGACAACAAGAGGCAGUUGAACAAUGUCUCAAACUCAUCAGGUGAUUCGUCUUUCAGCAGCCAGUUCCAAGAAGAGAAAACAUCCUUGGAAAGCCAGAUUGAUUUCCUCAACUCAGUAAUAAUAGACCUUCAAAGGAAAAAUGAUGAGUUAAAGCUGAAGAUUGAAAAGAUGAUUGAAGCGUCACUUAACGGCAACAAUGAAGAGGAAAUGGAUAAUCGUGACAGCUUAAAUGGCACACAGAGCAAAAAGAAAGUGCCCCCUCGACUUUUCUGUGACAUCUGUGAUUGUUUUGAUCUACAUGACACAGAGGACUGUCCCACACAGACUCAGCUUCCAGACUCUCCUCCUCACUCCAACUUCCAUGGGAGCAGAAAAGAGGAGCGUCCCUAUUGUGACAUAUGUGAGGUUUUCGGACACUGGACAAAUAGCUGCAAUGACGAUGAGACCUUUUAAAGGGGGGGGGGGGGGGGGGGUAAAAUAACCUUGCAUAAGGAUUUAUAGACCUCACCAGCGUUUGUGUGCACAGGCUUCAACAAAACUGGCUACUUAUAGGGAAGAAACGUCCCAUUUAUAACAAGCAUUUUAUUUCCCUGAAUUGGCUGUAACUGAACUGUAUUUGCAAGGAAAAGCAUUUACUCCGCCUGCAUAUGUUUUAUCCAUUAAUUCAGUAUACCACUUAAGGGCUUGCUAAGUUAUUAGCGCUAACUGUAAGAAACCUCAUUUGUUUUUUUGAUUCAACAAAUAUUACAUGCAUAAUAAUCUUUUAUGUUUUAUAUUUGCACUAUUUAAAGAUGAACAUUAUAAUGCCUUUGACUUUUGACACUGGAUGUAAUCAAAAGGACAUAUCACUUAUUUUGUUUUUUUUAUUUCUGUCUUUUUCCAUUUACACUCAGACUAAGUUUUUCCAUUGAUUUAAUGCUCAUGAUAGGGACUUACAUGAAAUGCCACAUAAGGUGUGUGAAAAUGACUACGGUACUUAGAAAACUGUAUAUGCUGUGUGCUAGAAGCUUCAAAGCACCAAACUCUGUUUUGUUUAGCUAGACCUGAGUUAAAACUGCAGAGAAAUAUACACAAUUGGGUGUUACAGAAUACUUGGUAAUUAUCCCUGUGUGUUAUGUGCAGCAUAUGCAGUAAAGGUAGAAAUGCCUUUAUUUAAUGUUUUGGGUUUGCAAGCCCAGAAAAAUAACCGUCUCUCUUAGGGAUACAUCCUAUAAAUGUCAUCCACUAUUUUCCCUAGCAGUUAUUCUUUGUACUGCGUCAUAGAUCAUGGGUGAAUGUUAACAUAUCAUUACAUUAAUCAACAGUUUGUCCAAUACCUGGAGAUCAGUACCCAGUACUGUAUGUAUGCAUAGUAAUGCUAUACUAUAUCCAGUUAUCCUUCCAGUAUUAACCAGUCAGUUAAUAUAACCUUCUGAGCUUGUGAUCCACUGAGACACAUUACCUGUUGCUGGGAUCUAAAAAGUAUGGCAUCCUGCCUGUAUGCUCUCUUGCUGACUUUGUUUGGAUGGCCUUAGCUGAAAGAGGCUACUAAACACCAAUCAGCAGGUAUCAGCGCUGGAUUUUAUUUCCUUUCUUGUAUAACAGAAUCUGAUAAAAGGGUGUUUUGUCUAAGGAUAUGGUUUCAUACCAAAUAUGCAUUUGUUAAACUGUUAAACUAAGGCCUUUCUGUCAGUGGUGUCUUGUUGUUACGACCAUGUGCUUGGUCAGCAGCACAUAGACUUUCUUUUUUUUAUUUUCCUCCAGUUCUAAUUAUCUAACAGGGUAUAGCAGUUUGCUUCUCUAGUCAUUUGGAAACCACAAAUAUGUGGUUGUUUAGUGCCUCAGAUGCAAGUCUGUCUCAUUGUUUAAAGAACAAAAGAAAGAAAGCAUCCUACACCUAUGAUUUGGGAACUGGAGUUUAUAGCCUUCAGAUUGUCUGUAUUUACUACUUUGUGUAUUAUUUUGUCCUUUUGAAUUUACCUCUGCCCUGACCACCUUUGUAACAAGAAAUCGAUAUUUAUUAAUAUUGCUGGUGUAUGGAACACCUUUUGCUAUUACUGUACAAAAUCUGUUUAUAGAGUGAUUGAUAGGUUAAUAUAAAUUAGCUAAAUAAUCCAGUUGGAAUAUGUAUAUGAAUUGCUGGUUCCAUAAUGUAUAGUAGGUGUAAGAAUGAAUGAAUGUAAAUAUGCAUAUUCUCCCGAAAUGAAGUUUAAAUAAAAAAAAAUUAAAGAUUGAUUCAUAACACAAGAAUCUUUCUGUCAGCAUACUGUAUUGAUUUCCAGUACAUAUUUAUUGUUUAUGUAAUAUGUAUGUUCUUAAGUGGAUUUUCUUAUAUUGAGAAUUCUGUACCUGGCUUUCCAUGGAUGAAUUUGUAAUUGGCUAUAAGAAAAAGCUGUAUUAACUUAAUAAAUAAAUUUGCUGAUAUAUUUUC